This is a messenger RNA of Pipra filicauda (Wire-tailed manakin), 2122 nucleotides long. Its product is annotated as translation initiation factor IF-2-like. The coding region runs from base 268 to 948 and encodes 226 amino acids. The transcript is spliced from 2 exons. Lineage: Eukaryota; Metazoa; Chordata; Aves; Passeriformes; Pipridae. The record is from RefSeq and is a predicted model, not a curated record.
CCCCGGCCGCCGCCGCGGGGGGUCACGCGUGGGCGAGCAUCCCGCGUGGGUGCCCGGGGCGAGUGUCGCGGGUGGGCGCCCCGCGGGGCGGAGGGAGGGUCAGGGCCACAGGGCCGCCGUUACCUGGGGUGCCGGUGCUGCGGGAGCGCGGCGGGGAAGCCCCAGCCGCCGCCGCCGCCGCCGCUGCUGCUGCUGCUGCUGCUGUCCGCGGUGGCCACCUGGGCGCGGGAAUCGCCGCCGGUACUGGUGCCGGUGCCGCCGAGCUGGAUGCCGCCGCUUUUCCGGUGCCUGCCGGUGCCGCUGCGGCAGCGGCCGCCCCUGCUCCAGCCGCGCAGGAGGCCGGCCUCGGAAGCCGGCAAACUCUUCCUCGCCGACGAGGAACCGGGGACGCUGCCCGCCUCCUGCCUGCCGCCGGUGCCGUGUCUCAUGGCGAGGAUCCAAGAAAAGGAGAAGCUGGAAAGAGAACGAAAGGGGAAGCAGGGAAAAAAAAUAAAAACCUCAACCAAAAAGGCAGCCCCGCAUCAAGGAUGGUUCCACUCCGCCGCCGCGAGCAAACCCCGGCGUGCCCACGUUUAUAUAUGUCUGCAGCGACAUCCCCGUUCUGCACCGGCGGCCUGUCCAGCACCUGAGCCCGGGAGCCCCCGCAGUGCCGCCGGCCCCGCCGGGCAGGGCAAGCGUCCAGGUGCCUGGCCGCCGGCUCCCGGGGCGAUGCGGCGGGACCCCAGCACGGCUCUGCUCGGCGGGCUGGGCACGGUCCCCCUGCUCGGCCCCGGCCCGGGGGGUGACCCUGCGCCCUGUCCGUGCCCGCUGGCCCGGCGGCGGGAGCCGGGACGGAGCGGGGCACGGCACCGCGUUGCCCCGGGGCAGGUUCCCGGCCUCGCCGGGCACAGGCAGGAGCUCCCGAUCUGGUUAUGCAACGCCGCACAGGCAAUUGGAGCAAAACCUUGACAGAGAGCGCUAUUUUUUUUUCUUGUUUCAAAGUAGGUCAUUCUUUUUAUUCUCUAAUUUGCCUUUUUUUUUUUUCUUACUAAUCCUCCUGCAAAGUGGCCGGUUAGAGAGAAAGCGGUGUGCUGGAGCCGGGGAGAAGCUGGUGAUCGGAGCCUUGCUCUCUACUCGACGGGCACUCCUGCCGGCUUCUGGCGGCGGCUCCAGCAGGGUCUGGCGUUGCUCUUCCUCCCCAAGGAGGGCAGCGAUGGCCAGGUAGUGAGGCCACGGCUCGGGCGCUGCCCGCUGCUCUCCCCAGGUCUCACGCCGGCGGAAGCCCCGGGCUCCUCCUCCCCCGGGCGCCGCCGACUAUUGCCCCCUGCCUCCUGUCGCCCUCGCACCGCCUCUGCACCUGGGGCUUGCUGGCGCUGCUGGCAGGCACCUCUUCCACCCGCAGAAGGGAUCUCCCCCCGAGAUACAGUAUUUGUUUUCAGAACAGUUGUGGUUUUUUGCUCAGAGGAGGGAUUUGUUGCGGUAGCUUGUGCAAGCUCUGUUCCCACCAAAAGGCCUGACUGCACAGCCAUACCUGUGGCAGCAAAAUUUGUGUGGUGGGCCAGGGGCUGUUUCCCCAUCUCCCCCGGUACAUCCUGCCUCCUUUUUUAAAAGGCACGUUAAUCCUCGCGAAAUACCCGCCAGCAGAGACCUCUGCCCACACCGGGCAUGCAUGUGUGGUCACAGUGUAUGGACUGAUGGGUGCUCCAGCUACCUGGCUCCAGCAAGGAGCUGUGCUGCUGCUUCUUCCACUACUCCCACCACCUAGUUAUCCCACUGUGAUGUCCAGCUCCCCCAUACACUACAUCCAGACAGUUAUUUGAUCUGAUUCAGUCCCCUAUGCAAAUGUUAAUAACUACAAAGUUAUGGAAAAAUGUUGCGCUCCUUUGCUGAGCACUUUUACACCAUACUUUAUACAACAGGCAUGACUAAUGUUGAAAGGGUAAAGUUGUUUACUUUCAACCAAGAUUAAAUACAAAACUUUGUAAAGCUCCUCCCUUCCUUUGGAUGAAACCCAGCAUUUCUUUCCCAUUUGGAAAUUGUCAAACAGUGGUUAAACAAUCCUUUGGCAAACAAGUAGUGCCUGAGGGAAUAAAGCAUCAGAUACAUGGGGAAUGGAAUAAAAGACAUUUCUGUUCCUGAGGUA